AUGCCCAAGGAAAAGGUGGACUACAUCCGUCGUGGGAGGGAACUCCGCCGUUUCUUCCUCGAACAUGGUACUGAGGAUAACGACCUCGGCUUCACCCAAAUCGAUCUUGCAUGGAUGGAAAAUUAUUCACCUCCCCAAGAAAGCGAAGAGGGGGAAGAAAUGUUCCCAGACAAGUGGGUGGACGAGUCGGGGUGUGUUACGCAGUCGUUCACAUCGACAAGGGCGCAUUGGAGAAAAGCCAUGAUGAAGUUGGAUAUGGAACAAGGUGCAGGCGGUCAAGGCACUGUGGACGGGGUUGUCGAGGAGCACGUUCUGGAAGAUGUCGAACCUCGUGUUGAGGAUCAAUCACCACCAAAAGGCUCGUCCUUGGGGGCAGGGCUGUCUUCUGUUCGUCGAGCCGCAUCAAAGUUGGGGGAGUAUACUCAAGGAGGAAGCCUCGAGGAGGGCCAGAGCCAGCAAGAACAGCGUCAAAGCCACCCCAUGGACCAGCAGCCGGCCACGUCCGAUGGUGGAAGGGCCUUUUCUGUGGAUAAUCCCUACCGACAAAGCUGUACGCCUCCUCCAAUCAUUUCAACACAACCUGAACGGAUUGUUCAAACAUCUUGGGCUCGUCCGUCUUCCAGAGACCAGACCUUUACGGGAGGCGAGGCGCCAUACUCAGACCGACAUCAAACUUGGGAUCAAGCAUAUCACGGAGACAGCCAGCAUUCGCAACAGGCUAACGUCCCCCAUGGUGUCGAAUAUUCCGUCAAGUCCACUCACCCCGACAACUCCCAAGACUGGACAGCACGUAAUCAUGCUGCCCCCGACCGAUACCCCCCUAGCCCACCCUUCAUCUCCGGUUCAUUCCCAGACGAAACGGCGUUUGAGAGCUCCCACGGUCAUCGAACACAGGUUCCCAACACCCGUGAUGAGGAGAGUUAUCGCCCAUUCGACGAGUGGCGAAAAGCAGCUUAUGCUGGCUCGGGCAUCAAUGACACGCCGGCAAGACCCCGACAGGGCGCUGCUCAGCCAUGCACUCGAUCGCAUCGCACCGAGCCACUGCCAAUUCGUCCUAGAAUCCCCCCUGAGCCUGAGCCUCAAGACAAUCAUUCUUCUGUCCAAUAUCUGCCCCAGCCCCUUCCGACAGAGACUGCUCUAGCCCCAAACAUCGAGCCGAGACCAAUGCGACGUGGGCAUCUUCCGCCAGUCAGUGUGCCGACAUCUCCCACAACUGGUGCGAAGCCCUUGCAUGAGAAAGUCAUGGCGGAGAUUGAGCGUCGUGGGUUGGGUGUACCAACGGAGGAUAAGGCAUCCCGGUCCACCAUGGAGAAGGGAAAAGGACGGGCCGUGGCUGAGCGUGAAGGCAAAGAUUUGCAGGGUGAGACUCGCGCCGACAAAUCAAGUCGUAGGCAUACUCGCACUCACCGUCGCGCUUAG
Fusarium vanettenii 77-13-4 is the source of this 1419-nucleotide messenger RNA. RefSeq lists its product as uncharacterized. The transcript is spliced from 2 exons. NCBI's taxonomy places the organism in Eukaryota, Fungi, Ascomycota, Sordariomycetes, Hypocreales, Nectriaceae. The coding region runs from base 1 to 1419 and encodes 472 amino acids. The record is from RefSeq and is a predicted model, not a curated record.